AUGGACAGUAACGACGUUAAUGAGACUAGUACAAUUUGUUUCUUAACGAAACAUUAUGGAAUCAACAGAGGGGUUUUCUUUGGUGAUGAUCCAUUAAACUUCGUGAAUCCCAUGGUUUUGGCUCAAAUUUCUCUCUGUGGCAUUUUCACUUCUCUUUUCCAGUUCUUUCUUGCCCCUCUUGGGGUAACCAAUUUUGUGUCGCAGAUGCUGGUAGGAUUUGUAAUGGGUCCUUCAAUCAUGGGAUCGCACCAUUCUAUCAGGGAGGCAUUUUUCUUACCUGAAAGUUUCUAUGUGAUGGACACCUUAGCCUACUUUGGUUUAAUGCUAUUUUUGUUCCUCGUGGGAGUGAAAAUGGAUUUGAAUAUGCUUUGGAAUACAGGAAGGAGGGCAGUGAUCAUAGGCCUAGCUACCUUCUUAUUCCCCUUAAUACUUAGCUUUAUAAUUUCUCAAUGUUUCUUACAUUCACUUGCCCUGGAACAGAGAAUCCACAGAUCAUUGCUUUGGGUUGCCUCAUUGCAAUCCAUGAGUUCCUUCCAUGUAACCAAUUGUCUCUUAACUGAUCUGAAGCUACUGAAUUCGGAGAUAGGUAAGCUUGCUUUAUCGUCGUCCAUGAUUAGUGGAACGUGCGCGUGGUUCUGGAUCAGCAUCAUAUUCACCGGAAAGCAGAGUAUUGGAGAACACAAAAAGGGGAGUUUGUUACUAAUGUUCUUAUUUGUAGCCAUCAUGCUGAUCCUUCUUGGAUGCCUCGUCCGUCCGCUCGUGCAGAGGAUGGCCAGACGAUCCGAGGGUAAGAAAUCAGUGAGUGAGAGCCACAUUUUCGAGAUAUUCAUAAUGGUGAUGGCUAGUGCACUUUUUGGUGAAAUUGUUGGGCAACAUUUUCUAUUUGGACCGAUGCUUUUAGGCCUGGCUAUACCUGAUGGACCGCCUAUAGGUUCCACCUUGAUCACUAAGCUUGACAGCUUCAUCUCUUAUGUCCUCCUUCCGCUCUAUGUUGUAAUCAGUGGUACAAAGCUUGAUUUCUCGCUGAUAACAUGGAGGCAUUUCGGUAUCAUUGAGACAUUGGCUGUAUUCUCUUUCCUCUCCAAG
Messenger RNA from Nicotiana tabacum (common tobacco), 1086 nucleotides. Lineage: Eukaryota; Viridiplantae; Streptophyta; Magnoliopsida; Solanales; Solanaceae. The record is from RefSeq and is a predicted model, not a curated record.